AUGCGACAAAAUCAUCAUCGGCAAGCAACUUGUUCUAUUAUUGGAGAGCACUUAAAAGUGAGAUAUGAAGGUGGGAAAAAAGGACCAAAUCCAGCACCAAUAGUUAAUGAUAUGAACAAGAAUCUUGGUGUAAAGUGUAGUUAUUGGAAGGCAUGGAAGGCAAGAAAGUGGGCACAUGAACUUAUAAGGGGUUCAACGGCAAAUAGUUAUCCAAAACUCCCCGCUUACUUGUACAUGGUCCAAAAGUCUAAUCCUGGUACUUACACUAGAUUAAUUGUUGAUGAAGAACAUAAAUUCAAAUAUUUAUUUUUGUCUUUGGGAGUAUCCAUUAGAGGUUUUUGUUAUAUGAGAAAAUUUAUAUCUAUUGAUGGAACUCAUUUGAAAAACCUAUUUGGAGGAAAUUUACUCAUUCCAACUGCACAAGAUGAAAAUUUUCAAAUUUAUCCUCUUGCUUUUCAUUUUUUUGAUUCUGAGAAUGAUGCAUCUUUGAAUUGGUUUUUGACAUGCUUACAACAUCAAGUACCGGAUAGACACAAAAGCAUCAUAAAGGGAGUUCGAAAUGUAUAUAAAAAUGCUUACCAUGGAGCUUGUAUGUGGCAUCUUGGACAGGAUAUCAAGACAAAAUUUAGUGGUAAAGGUUUGAAAAAGUUGUUUGAGAAGACGGCAAAAGAGUCCAAAGUUUCAGAGUUGAAAAAGUUAUUUGCUGAGAUUUCUACAAAAAAACCAAGUGUGGCAACAUACCUGAAGAAUGAAUCUUUUGAAAGUUGGUCCAGAUGUCAUUUCCAUUGUAAUCGAUACACCAUCAUGACCACCAACAAUUCUGAGUCAUUGAACCAAGUUUUUAGAGAAGCUCGAGAAUGGCCCAUCAUUCUUUUAUUGGAGGAAAUUAUCACUACACUCUCCAGAUGGUUCUAUGAUAGAAGGAAAAAUGCAAAUUCUUGUCCAACACCACUUAUAGUUGACACAGAAGAUAUAAUGAGACAAAGAUACGAACAAUCAAGGUACAUGAGAGUUACACCCAUUAAUCUAAGUGAGUUCCAUGUUAAAGGUGAGCCACUAGAUGGUAUAGUUAAUAUUGAGGAACAUUCUUGUACAUGUGGAGAGUUCGACAUUGAUAAGAUUCUGUGUGUUCAUGGCGUUGCUGCAGUAAUGUAUCAUGGAGUAGAUGUUUAUAAUCUAUGA
Molecule: messenger RNA, 1182 nt
Organism: Humulus lupulus (European hop)
Lineage: Eukaryota; Viridiplantae; Streptophyta; Magnoliopsida; Rosales; Cannabaceae
Exons: 1
Coding region: 1-1182 (393 amino acids)
Molecular function (GO): zinc ion binding
Source: RefSeq, a predicted model, not a curated record